Messenger RNA from Sphaerodactylus townsendi, 5596 nucleotides. It is a transcript of the gene HEBP2, whose product is annotated as heme binding protein 2. The transcript has 5 exons. The record is from RefSeq and is a predicted model, not a curated record. Bases 187 to 753 code for a protein of 188 amino acids. Lineage: Eukaryota; Metazoa; Chordata; Lepidosauria; Squamata; Sphaerodactylidae. Gene Ontology annotation, cellular component: cytoplasm.
ACAUUAUUCCACCCCGCCCCGCCCCGCCCCGCCCCGGGUGUCCCCCUGCUCCACGGAGGGCGUAGCGCGCAGAGUUGUGAAACCAGGCGCUGGUCUCAAAACUAGUUCUUGGGCCAGACGGAAAAGGAGAGCCUUGCAACGUUAGACGGCUAAACCAGAAGGCUAAACCAAAAGGCAAGCAGAAGGAUGCUGAAGGCUAUAAAACAGGUUUUCUUUUCCACUGGGCUGGAGAUGCCCAAAUGGACAGCGUUACCAAAUCAGGCUUCUGAUUAUGAAAUUCGACAGUACGAAGCAGCCAAAUGGGUUUGCACGUCUGUUAAAACAGUGGACUGGAAUGCAGCUAUCAAUACUGGUUUCACAAAGCUCUUUAACUAUAUAAAGGGCAGGAAUGAAAAAGGGAUGAAGAUAGACAUGACAGCUCCAGUUACAUGCUAUAUUGAGCCUGGUGCUGGCCCAUUCUGUGAAUCCCUCACAACUGUUGCUUUCUACUUGCCAUCUAAACAGCAGGCAAAUCCACCUAAGCCUUUAGAGGGUGAUGUCUUCAUUGAAACCAGGCCAGCAAUUACUGUGUUUGUCAGAUCCUUUGGAGGAUUUGCCAAUACCAAAAAGAACCAAGAUGAAAUACUGGCACUUGUUGAAAGUUUGAAGCGAGAUGGCAAAACUUUUCAAGAAAGAGUUUACUAUUCUGCUGGCUAUGACAGUCCAUUUAAAUUGCUGAAUCGACACAAUGAAGUCUGGCUUAUCAGGAGAUAACCCCAGCACUGAAGUCUUAACAUUUUAGCAUUUUUAAUUACUUUUUAACAAAGUGUAACUUUUAAAAUAAUAGAUCAAGGUCCUCAUUUGUUUUGUUUUUUCCCUAAUCAAAUUUUCCACUUCUCCAAGUAUAUACAUUCUGUGUUAUGAAAUCUCUAAGAGGUAAUAUGGAAUGGAUAAAGAAAAUGUACACCUUUCCAUCAUUGAUGGAAAGUUGUAUAAUCUUUCAAUCCAAGUGGCAUACAGAAUGGAUGUGCAAAUUAUGCUUUGUGUAACUGAAUUUUCUCUUUUCCCAAACACCUUGAAGGCAGGAGUAUCCAACCCCCUUAUAUCUGCUAUAAAGUACCAUGGUCCCUAUUAUGGCCUGUAUCACUCUUGUACACUUUACCAAAUUACUGAAUAAUCUUCAAGGACAGGAAGCAUCAGCCCAUCAUGGGCAAUUGGGACUUAAGUCAUGUAUGUCCGCUAAUAUGCAUUGUGUGAUUUAUAUCUUUUAAGCUUAUGAAUUGUAAUUAUAGGUAAUUUACCAAAGGAGCGCCAGCUCUUAGGGAAAAAUUGGGUUUGAAUUUAUUUGUGGGCAUGACUCUCCAACCUACUUGCAUUAAGGACCACUUUAUUAUAACUCUGUCUGGUGGUCUUUAAUUGAAACCUUAAGAUCAUGGCUGAUCAACAAGACAUCACAAUGGGGCAAUUCAACCAGCCAAAGGGCUGUGUUGUAAAGGAGCAGAUUGACAGACUGUUUUUUUUAAAAGAAAAAAGAAUAUUUGGUCAUUGAUGUCUCACCUAUAUUACAUGGAAAGCUCCACAAUUUUUAGACUUUUACCAUCCAGCUUUUAUAUUCCUUUGGAAAGAGGCCACGCCCAGUGACGCUCUAAAGCAGUGGUUCUCAACUUUCCUAAUGCUGUGACUCUUUAAUACAGUUCCUCAUGUUGUGGUGACCCCCAACCCUAACAUUUAUCCAUUUUACAGAUGGAGAACACUGAUGCAGAGAGUCUCAGGCGACCCCUGUGAAAGGGUCAUUUGACCCCCAGGUUGAGAAUCACUGCUCUAAAGGAUCAGGCACACUGAUAAUGCUGCAUAUGUAAUUUGACAUGAUCAGACCUUGCACUUCUGUUGGAAAAUUUGAAACUUGUCUUUUGGUUGAUGAGUUAAAAGACGAGUUAAAUAAAAGUUUGUGAUUGAUGCUGAAAACUACUGGUGCUGAUGCUGCUGAUCGCAUUGUUAUUUCUAGUAAACUUCUGUCACCUCUCCUUGUGCCUGUAUUGCAGAGAAUGACAAAGAGGAAUGAAUCCAGUAUUUAAAGUAUGACAGGACUGUCUCUUACAAGAUUAAGGUCCAAAAAGUGAGGCAAGUCAGACAGACAUCAUCUUAACCUGUCCCAUUUACUUGUGUAAAUUGGCUUACACAAAGUCUUGCCCACAGUAAAUAAGUGUGCCUUUUGUACCAGACACCACACUUGAGUUUGAAAAUAGACAUGCAACCACUGGCAGACUGCCUGUGUUUAUAAAGACAAAUAGUAUUUAUGGGCUGACAACAGGGGAUACUAAAUGCUUUUAUUCCUUUUAAGUACACACCUUGCUGCAAAAACAAUAUUAGUGACUGAAAUGCCUCUAACUUGCAAAAUUAAUGACUACUUUUGUUAGCAUCUGAAAUAUUUACCAUGAACUUUUAGACUGAUAGAAAACAUACUGAAUCAUCUGAACAGAAAACAUCAAGUUUGUUCAGCUGAAAACAAUGAUGUUACAUAUCUGUAUUUUUGCUAGUAAAGAUUACUAUGUUCUGCUUUUUUGGAGAAGAUUAGAGUAUUUAUUAAAGAUCACAAAGUAUAUGUUCACUAAAUAUCUGUCUGCAGGGGGCAAAAAUCCUGCAUUUCUUUGCUGUGGUGUUUGAUUUAUAUGUUAAAACAAACAUCAGGCUGACAGGGAAGGAUAGAAUGGAAGAACAUAUGUAGUUAACUGAAAACAAAAUAAUUCCAUACAAGUUUAAAGAAAAUCUCUAGAGAUAAUCUGCGAGACAGAAAAAAAGUUUCAGGAUAGUGACGGAGGCAUUUGAUGUGCCAUGGGGUGUCAACAUUCUGUUAGAUAAAACCUUGUAUAGGAUUUUUAAAAAACCCUUCAUACAAACUUAUUAGCUCAUGGUUUCUUUUAUAUGUAGUGCUGGAAUGGUAACAUUCACUUGACACAGUUUCAGGAAUUCUUUAAAAAUAAUUAAGGAUUGGUCAGAAAAUGCAUAUAUUUUUAACAAAUCAGAAGGACUUGUCAAUUUCUAUUGAUACAGUCCAUGGAAAUGUGGAAAAGGACACUCAGUUAAAAUGUAUUUGAAUGCAUUUUAAAAUUAUAGCUUUUAUAACCAGUUUUAUUAGCUAGUACUGUGCUUAGCUAUUUCAUCUAAUAUUCUACCCCUGACAGAUAAUGAAGACCCAACAGCAGAGCAAUGUAAUAUUACAGAAUACCUUACAUACAGAAUUCACUUGUUUAGCCCUUUUCCAACUAUUAAUAAAUUGAAGUAGGAGGAGAAUGGCACUUCUACAAUGUCUUCUAAAUAGUGCGAACAAAACUUGGCAUUGUCUCCCACACCCUUCUGUAGUGCUUGUGUGGUGGCCACUGAGUAUUAAUUGGAUCACAGUCUUUGAAUUAUACACAGAAAUAUGAGAAGCAUGCUAAUUUUUUUUAAAAAAAUCAACCUCUUAUUUUCUGAAGAGCUUUUAUGUUCCUUUUGGCAUACCAGUAAGAUAUAAAAUGUUUAAAAUAUACCCUGAUAUGGAGGUUUUUUUCUCAACCCCAUUAUUUUUCAUGGUUUUUUCCCCUAUUACCAGCAUCUUCUGCAUAUUUCUUGUAAUCCAAAGCACAUUCACUUAGUAAAGGUGGAACGUUAUUUAUCAAUGUUCUACUAGCUGAGGCAUUCUUUUUUCAUGCAUUACAAUUCUUAAAACAGAGUUUUAAACUACCUGCUUUCAGAAAACACCAUCCCAGUUUCUGUAUGUGUCAGUGCCUGGGGAUUACUUCCUUUCAAUCACGAGGCCUAUCUCCAGCAAUGAACUUACAGAGGGAUCCAGUGGAGAGACAUCUCUGAGGGCUGCUGCUGUGGAAUUGCUCCAGUUACACCUAAUGCAAAGGAAGGGUAUACGUUCCCCAGAGGCUGCACAAUAAGCGGGAAGACUAAAUCUUGCAGAGAUGUAGCAGACAGACCCCCAUGGAUCUGUAGAUGUAGCAGACAGACUUUGGGCUCACACCAGAGGUUUUUCUUUCCCGUGCUACACAGUGAGAAAAAUGUAUACUGAAUUGUGAAAUUUAGGAAUCUUUAAGGUCAGUAUCACAAACCUGUAACACGUCCUGAAAGACAUAAUAGCUGUGGCUUGAAGGCUCUGCUGUACAUGCUGAUCUACACACACGCAGGGACAUUCUUUUCUGAGAGGCAAAAAUACUUGGCACAUGCAAUAGGAAAUGCUUGCAUUUGCAGAGUGUUUCACUUAAAUAGAGAACUGUGUUGAGGGCUCUGGAUCAUAGCCAGUAGCUUUAGUCUAUCUAUGCCUACUUUCCUGUGUUUAUUCCUUUUGAUUUCAGUAGGACUUAAACAUGAACUUGAGCACAACCAGCUGACCAAUAUUCUGAAAUCCAGUUCAGAGAAAGAUAAUUAUUAGUCUGUUUGCAUGAUCUGAUUUCACCUGAUGACUGGAUGAAAUUGGUGUAGUGAGAGGGGAAACCCAGUGGGAAUUUUCAUCUUGGGGACUGUGGUUGCUUUCAAUUUGAAAUAAUUAAAUCUGCAAUCUCCAUUUUAGGAAUUUGAGCUGCUAAUUCUAUCUUUCUUUCUUCCUUUCUCCUCCCAAGCACACCAUUAGUAAUGUACAGAAACAACUCCUGACCUGAAACUUCCCUUUGUUAAAGGUACUUUAUCUAGCAACCAAAACUCUGUGGUUAACAGCAGAACUCAUGCUCUCCUGUUCUUGGUAUAUAGUAGAACCAGUUUUCUCUAGCCUGUGGAUUUAUUUUCAUGUCUAAAUAUUUACUGCCAUGACCUGGAUAGCCUAGACUAGCCUGAUCUCAUCUCUCAGAAGCUAAGCAGGGUCAGCACUGGUUAGUACUUGGAUGGGGGCCACCAAGGAAGUCUAGGGUCACUACACAGAGGCAGGCAAUGCUAAAACCACCUCUGAAUGUCUCUUGCCUUGAAAACCUUACAGGAUCACCCGAAGUCAGCAGUGAAUUGACAGUACAUGUACUUUCCAUAUACAUGUGAUAUAUUUAGCAUAUUCCUUUAAAAGAAUUCUUCUUUCUGACGAUAACAGGAGUAGGUGAUAUUCUAGCACCACCUAGAUAUCAGAUGCUGCAGCAGCUGAAGAAAUCUCUUUAGAUCACAAGCCAAUGUGUGCACUGGGUGAGGGGGAAGCCUCCUCUAUUCCAACCUCAAAGAGAACACUUCCAUUGAAGAUAAUUUGUAAUCACACACACACAAAAAACACCGUCACAGAGCUAUAUGCACUGCUAGAGCCCCUAUCCCUUUUCAUAUGAAUAUUAGGGUAACAAAACACAUCUUUUAAACUAAAAAUCUAAGAUCUGAGGGUUCUCAGGUCCCUUAAUAUACUUGAAACCCUUCUCAUAAAUCUAGUAAGCCUAUGGUUAAACUUAAUUAUAUCUUUUGAGAAAUUAUUUUCAGUACCCAUACCUGUAGCAAGACUUCAAGGUAUUUCAAAGACUGUAUUAUGCCAAUAACAAAUCUUGUUUUCCUUUUAUUUUUGUAAAAUGAAUAACUGAUAUUAUUAUGUAACUGAAGCCUGGCAUUUCUUCCACUGAAUGUUAUAUCACCACGUUUUAACACCUAUAUUAAAGUGCCUCUGUUUGAAACCUGA